AAAGCAAAUAAAAAAAAAAAAAACGUCAGUUGCGUGUGAGGUGCGCGCGCGGUUCGGCGGCAGCAGCAGGGCAUACAAAUUAUGCGAAAGGGCAUCCUCCACAGGCAAACAAUUAACAGCAACGACGACGACGCCGCCGACAAAUAUGCAGAAUAUACAGAAUUCAACAGCAGUAACGUCAUCGUCAUCCGUGGGAGCGAGGACAGGAUGCGGUGCAGCAUUGUCAUCAUCAUCAUCAUCAGCAGCAGCAGAUAGCAGCGGGGCAAUACCGGAACACAAAUCCAGCAAAAUCAGUGAUGGCGGCGGCGGCGUCUGUGGCGGGUCCAGUGGCGACAGCUGCUCCCUACACGAUCCGGCAGCGGCAGCGGCCACAAAGGAGGAGCAGCCCCUGGCCAUACACUAUUUGGCCAGCUUUCAUGAGAUCUGCAUUGUGACCGCCCUGCUGCCCCUGGUGACACUCUUCACGUGCUUUGUGACCGCCUACGUCUACCAGUACGACGAUGUACACGAGACACAUUGCCGCGUCUACAAUAUAAUACCCUCGAUAAGUGCAAUUACGGGCGUCAGUCCGCAGCGCUACUUCUGGCGUUUUAGCAUUGCGCUUCACAUCGGACCACGCAUACCCAUUGCCUUUGUCUACAAGAACUACUAUCGGUCGCAGCUGAAGCGGAUCAGCCCAGAGCUGGUGCCACAGGCCAGCUGGCUGAUCAGCCUGAUUCUAGUGCUGAAUUGCAUUGAGAUAGCCUCCCUGGGCGGCGUCACAUAUAUAUCAAAUCGGGAGAACUAUCCCGUGCACGAGAGAAUCUUCAUCACGUUCAUGAUCUGUUCGCUGUGCUAUAUGCUGGCCACCAUCAAGCUGAAUGGCUUGCUGCAUGCUGGCCAGUCGCUGAAUGUUCAACAGCAGCAGUCCAUCAAGUGGAAGAAGUUCUUCUUUGUGGCCUCCAUACUGAGCACCAUCGGUCUGUUGAUCUUCUUUGCCAAACAUCGCUUCUACUGUCACGAUUUGGCCUUCAGCUGGUUCGCAUUCUUCGAGUACUUGAUUGCCAUUGCCAAUAUGCUGUAUCACUUUACCAUCAUCUGGGACUUUCCAUCGCAGUAUAUGGUGAUUGUGCAGGGGCCGCUGGAGAAUAUAUCGCAGUACUUGAGCAGCAGGCCGAAAAUUGACUAGACCUGGGAUCUGUGUUACGCUCCAUUCGUUCGUUUGAAUUGCUCGUGUUUUCCUCCUCUAGUGUAUAGUGUCUGGGGUGUAAUUCCCAUACGAAACGUACAAUUAUUGAUCUUCUUCAACUUUAAACCUAAGCGCUUCCAUUGCAAACAACCAAAACAUUCUAUUUUUCUCUCAAUUUUCUCUCUCUCUCUCUCUCUCUCGACACAAUUCAAAAUAGAAAACAAAAAAACAAAAAGCGGAAAGCGGAAAGGAAAAUGUGUUUAAGCAAAUAACAAAAAAAAAAACGAACGCAAAAAUGUUGCAAUAGUUCCACAAACAUUACAAUAUAUAUAUUAUAUAUCGUACGGGCAUAAUGUCCUUUGUACACAUUCGAAUUACGAUUAAGUGAAUUAAGUAAUGUAAGGUUUAAGUGCACUCAACCAACAAAAGGAAAAACCCAUAGGAGUAGCUCGCAAAAAGAAGAGAAGAGAUUAAAGUAGCAGCAGCAGAGGCCGCUUUCAAGCAGAUCUCAUGUCAAUUCCAAAAAUUCAAGUAUUCAGGAGUUUAUUACAUUGUAGCACUUAGACGUACAUAUCGUGUAUACAGAACAGGAGCAAGGAAACAUCAUCAGCCAUAAAUUGGUGGGGGGAGGUGGGGGAAAUAGCAACGUUUGGUGGGCGCCCUUUUGGGCGGCCCUAUCCCUGUGAACCCCUGAACAGAAUUCAGACAAUAGACAGGCAACGAACCACAAAUCACAUGGGGUGGGGGGGGUGGGGGUGGGAAAUUCUACACACAGACCGGACCCUCUGAUUGACGAUGGAUAAACAAAUCUAGCAAUUAAACAGCAAUUCGACUUAGCCAAUGAACGGAGGGGAAAUUUGUAUUUGGCUGGUUCAUAGCUACAAAAAAUUGUAUACCAAAUCAAAGAGCCUCUCGUACACACAUACAUUUACUCUAGGAAUAUUUGGGAGGAACCGUGCCGAGCCCACUGUAUUCGUUUGUAUUUACAUAUAUAAUUUUUGUUGUUCUGUUUUCUUAAUGCAAAUGUAACACACAAAUUGAAUCUUGUACCAUACACAACCAGUGAAGUAAACAGCAGCUGAAGCAGUCGUCAAGCAAACACUUUUACUCCAUAAGCGAAAUAAUAUUAUAUUAUUAAUAAUUAUGCCAAUUAUGCGAUUGUAUUUGUGAGAGAGAUAUACAGCGUAUAUAUAUACCUACUCCCCUCCCACCCCCCACCCCCCCCACACUGUUUGAAUUUAAAUACUUUGAAAGCAAACCAAAAAUGUAGCUAAACCAAUGGAAACAAUUGUUAAUUCUCACACGCAACAAAUGGAAUGAUAUACAUAUAUAUACAUAUAUGGUACCUAUAUAUGUACUCAAUGGAGGAAUUAUAUGCAUAUAUAUAUAU
This is a messenger RNA of Drosophila obscura, 2558 nucleotides long. Its product is annotated as post-GPI attachment to proteins factor 2-like. Gene Ontology annotation, cellular component: endoplasmic reticulum membrane; Golgi membrane. Bases 146 to 1168 code for a protein of 340 amino acids. Gene Ontology annotation, biological process: GPI anchor biosynthetic process. The transcript is spliced from 5 exons. The record is from RefSeq and is a predicted model, not a curated record. Lineage: Eukaryota; Metazoa; Arthropoda; Insecta; Diptera; Drosophilidae.